CAGCAGGCGUGCGCACAGCGCGUGUCCCGGGCUACACGCCGGAAAGACACCUUCCUCCGUGGCAAGCGGGAGGAAGAGUACAGGCCCCCAGGGGGCGGGGUUUGCAGCACCUGAGGUCGCCAUGGCUACCGAGCCCGAGACCCCUGAGGCCGCCUUGGCUGCGGAGCCCGCGGUGCCAUCGCUUGUGGAUCGUUACUUCACUCGCUGGUACAAAGCGGAUGUCAAAGGAAAACCCUGUGAGGACCACUGUAUACUACAACACUCUAACUGGAGUUUGGUUGACAAGAAUGAGUCUUGCAGUGCCUACGCUAAACAAAUAAACUUGGUUACCCAAACAUCCAAAUGGAGGACCACACCCUCAGUCGGCUACUACCUCAAAAUAUGUGUCAUCACACUGGCAGGAUCCCAUCUAGUUCUUCAAAGUGGAAAAGCAAUUAAAAGCAUUUUCUAUCAAAUCAGUACCAACUGUAGCAGACUUCAGAACAAAGUCUCUGGGAAAUUUAAGCGGGGGGCACAGUUUCUAACAGAACUUGCACCUCUGUGUAAGAUUUACUGCUCUGAUGGAGAAGAAUACAUCAUGUCUAGACUAAUUUGGCCUCUCCCGUUGCGGAGCACAGGCUCCGGACGCGCAGGCUCAGCGGCCAUGGCUCAUGGGCCCAGCCUCUCCGCGGCAUGUGGGAUCUUCCCGGACCGGAGCACGAACCCGUGUUCCCUGCAUCGGCAGACGGACUCUCAACCACUGCGCCAACAGGGAAGCCCUAGACUAAGUUUUUAAAUAUGCUGAGCUUUUUAUACCACCAAAGAUCAACAAAAGAACCCAGUGGAAACUGAGCCUUCUAGAGUGACUCUGACCCCAGUUAGGAGGGCUCUGGCAGAGAAGGCUGUUUUCCUUCCACUCCUCACUCCUCGAGGCCUGGCUGUUGGGAAGUGGGAAGAGUAAGACCAUCUACCUUAGCAUUACGGAGAGCUGCUCUGUACAGCAGACCUCAGCAGACACCAAUUCUAUUUUAUUUUGCAUAUAAUUUUAAUCAUUAAGCAAGACUUUAAGCUUUAACCCAUAUAGCACCAUUUUGUAAAAAUUACUGUUCUUUUACUUAGUGCUUAUUGAGAGCAUAUUUCUGGUAUUUAUGGUAAUCAGGACAUUGGGUUUCAUUCCCAGCUACAGGUUGGAAUCAUACUGGAACUGUAGACAAAUCACAGAAUUGAUUUGUGCCUCAGUUAAUUGGGAAUGUUUCGUGGCUGCUACCUCAAAAGUGUGAAGAAAAGUAAAGUAAUGUUUUUAAACUGUUUUAUGUUCCUUGAGGAAAGCAUUAUAUAUAAACAACAUGGCUAUUAGUGCUCCUAACAUUUGGUCAAAUUUCAUCAUUUAAAUGAUUUCACCUUGAACUAAAGCAGAAUGAAAAGCGAAAUCUAUCCUUUGAUAUUCUAAGCCUUCCUAUGCUGACAGCGGUUAUUUUGUAGUAUCUUGCCAGGUCAUGUGCUUCCAGUUAUAACUGGUUUGAGCCUCCUAUCACUACAGGGUCCAUACGGACUAUUUUCAUUGCCUGUGAAUGUUCUGCUAGAGUUAGCAGUGUUAGAGCUGGAACAGAUUAGAAUUUCUGAAACAGUAUUGCGUACAUUUGGGAUGGUGAGCAGUGUGCAUCAUAGGCAUGAACAGUAGUAAGUUACUCCUUUUUCUCCAAAUGUUGCUUCUUUUAACAUAGUGUUUUUGUCAGUAUCUAGGCCAUUUCACUUAUUUUUCUUUAUGGUGCUUAAUUGACCUAUGUCUUUUAGUUAUUUUCUUUGAAGCAAAUGAGAAUUUAUCUCUUUUUGGUGAGUCCAGAAAAAGCUCAGUUUGUUUUGACAACAGUUUUGUGGCUGACUCUUGGGUAAGGUUAACAAUCUCUUUCAUGCUUUUAAUACCAGAACCAGACCUUUAUUACUCUAUGUAGACUAACAGGAAGUCAGAGUAUAGGUAUACCCAGAAUUGUGUAACUAAAGAAGCCUUUCCCUAAUAUAGCAAAAUGUAAACUAUAGAAUCUAGGUGUGUUCACUGUAUAAUUCAACUUUUCUGUGUGUCUGAAAAUUUUCACAAAAUAAUAGAAAAAGAAGAUCUAUAAUUAAGUGCCCAACAUUGAAAGGUUGCAAGUGCUUUUUGACUACUCUUUGGUGUGGAUUAAUGAACAUGGUAACUUAUAUGACAUUUUAAUAUAUUAUAGUACUCUUGCUAUGGAUAAUAGUAAAGGGACCCAUGCUGAUGGGUUGGAAAUAGAAGUAAAUGUGCCUGUUUAUAAUGGUGUGACUUUGCGUGGAUGUUCACUUUCCUUGAAAUUCUGUAUGGAAACAGCAAGAAAGAAUUUGUGUGAAUACAAAUUACUAUCAAUUACUCUCUCCUCUGAGCGAGAUAGA
Globicephala melas (long-finned pilot whale) is the source of this 2388-nucleotide messenger RNA. RefSeq names its product protein Abitram-like. The record is from RefSeq and is a predicted model, not a curated record. Gene Ontology annotation, cellular component: filopodium tip; lamellipodium; nucleus. Gene Ontology annotation, biological process: regulation of filopodium assembly; dendrite morphogenesis; regulation of actin filament polymerization. Gene Ontology annotation, molecular function: actin filament binding; actin monomer binding. Lineage: Eukaryota; Metazoa; Chordata; Mammalia; Artiodactyla; Delphinidae.